AUGGACCCAGAAGAAUACUUGAAGCCAGAUUUCGACGUGUCGAAGUUGACCAUUCCGAAAUUAAGGUCAAUAUUGAUUGAUCAAAAGGUUAAGUAUUCAUCUUCGGCAAAUAAGAGUAAACUUGUUGAGCUGUUUAACGAGGAAGUAAAACCGAAAGCUCCUCAAUUGUUGGAGCAGUAUAAGAAGGCAGGUGUUGCCAAUCCAAACGGAAUCAUUUUUAUGUACUCUCCUGAGGAGAAAAAAACAGAGAAAACAGAGGUUAAAAAGGCAGAAAAAGGAGAACAUGAUAAAGUAUCAACAAUAACGACUAGUAUUGAGUCAAAUGAAGAAGGCAAAAAAGGCGAUGUUGAUGAAACGUCAUUUUCGAAAGAAAAUGUUUUUCAAGGAGCUUCAACGUCGAAUUCCCCAAGUGUGGGUCUAAUAAAAUCGCCUAGAAGAUCGCAAAAGGAGAAUAGUAAGAAAUCACCUAUAUCUACUCCCAAAAAAAACGAUAAGGUUAUUCCCCGAAAGAGGUCCUCGCCGGUUGAUGAUGAAGAAAGUAGAAGGACUGUUAAGAAAAAGAUUCUUAGAAGGGGAGCACAGGGAGUGAAUGACUCGCUUAACUCUGAUAGCUCUGUUUCGGCAACGGCUUCUCCUAUUGAUAGGUCUACGCUCAGCUUUGAAAAGUUUGAGAAUGUAAAUCUUGACAGUUUGAUGGAACAGUUUCAAAAGAAUCCGACUGGAAUUGAGAGUCCGGGUUUAAAGAAAACGUCCGAUAGUGUGAAUAUUUUAGAUCAUUAUAAAAAAUCUCUUCCGGGUGGCAAGGUUAUGAAAAAGCAAGGUUCAACUGCUAAGCGUUUGCAGAAGAAGUUGAAAACAAUCAGCGCAAAGGAACAAGGUAAAGAAAAUAAGAUUCCGAAAUCCCCCGCUGAGAAAGACAAUUCUGUUGCAGAUCAUUCGGGUCCGAUUUUGUACUCACCGACCUCAACACAGAAGGAUAUUGAUGUUAGUGUAGCCUCUAUUCAAAGCAGCAAUACAUUUUUAUCGGCAAACAGCACUGGAAAUGGUUCUCCUACUUCUAUAAAAGCUUUUGGUCAUGGAGUGCAGUCAAAUAUAGAGAUAAUUAGCGGACCUAAAAGAAAAAUUUCUAGGAUCAGUUUUCAGGAUGAUGAGGAGACAAUAAAAUCGGAUGGAUCAGACAUCGAUGCUGAGUUCAAGAUUGAGAAAGCUUUGGAUGUCAAUUCGGAUGAUGUUGAUGGAACAACUGAUAUUGAAAUAGAGUCAGGUAAUGAAGAUGAUGCAAAUGGGAUAUUAUCUGAUGAGCCAAAGGAGAACCCAAAGAAGGAUAUUCAGCUUAAAAAAUCUACUGUUGAAGAAUCAAGCUUCCUCGUUCGUUUGGCCAUAUUCAUUUCAAAAGCUUUUCUAUUUCUUGCGCUUGUUGUUAUACUGGUACUUUUUGGAUAUUACAGAGAUAUGAAGCUUAAGGUUGGUUAUUGUAAUAUUGCAAAUAAUGAUUUGCAUACACCAUCAUCAUGGUCUGCGAUUCCAGAAUCUUUCCACUCCGAAUUGGAACCUUUACAUCCAUAUUUGAAUAGAAUGGACACUUUGUUGUCUGAACAUGUCACACCAAGUUGUGCAAUUUGUCCGAAUCACGCCUCAUGCUAUCAGAACUCUCGAAUGAUCUGUGAUCAUGAUUACACAGUCCAUUACCCUCUGAAGUCUCUGUUUGGUCUCAUUCCAAACCAGGAGACCUGUGUGUUUGAUGAGCAUGCUGAACAAAAAAGGCUUCUUUUAAUGAAAUACACAUUGAAUCUUUUAAGAAGUAGGCAGGAUAGGCCUUUGUCUUUGGAUGAGCUCUACAUGUACUUAAAGACAACAAAGGCUAGUACGAUCUCCGAUAAGGAUUUCGAUAAAUACUGGGACAGAUUCGUCGAUAAUGAACUUGCAACGGAGCCUGAACUUGUGUUGGAUCUAAAAACGAAAACAAUAUCUAUUCAGCACAAAACGCCUAUCAAUUUUUUUACAAGAAAGCCUGGCGAUAGAAGAUCUAGAAAGUUUUUGGUCCCCACAGCAUCUGCAAAUACCCAAGCCGAAAAGAAGGAUGUUGAAGCAUAA
Messenger RNA from Brettanomyces bruxellensis, 2094 nucleotides. RefSeq lists its product as uncharacterized. The coding region runs from base 1 to 2094 and encodes 697 amino acids. The transcript has a single exon. NCBI's taxonomy places the organism in Eukaryota, Fungi, Ascomycota, Pichiomycetes, Pichiales, Pichiaceae. Gene Ontology annotation, molecular function: chromatin binding. Gene Ontology annotation, cellular component: nuclear inner membrane. The record is from RefSeq and is a predicted model, not a curated record.